CGUGGUGACGUCACUGUUCCCGCCGUUUGUCAGAGUGAAACAAAGAGUUACAUCCGGUUUUAACACCGACGUAUCUGUUAGCCUGCUAGCAUGCUAACUAGCUUCCUGCUGUCAGACACAACAACCUCCAGCUGUGACACAAAAUACACGCAAAAUACACACCUGGACGUCCGAGCAGACAGACGUCACCAGCACGCGCAGUUUAAAUAAAGUUGGUUCAGCUCGGUGAUCAGACUGCGUGUCCAGAUGAUGAAGAGUAAGGCAGAUGAGGAAGACUACUGGAACAGCUCCAAGUUCAAAGCCUUCACCUUCGAUGAUGAAGAUGAUGAGUUCAGCAGGUUAAAAGAGUCGAAGCAGGCGGUGAACAGCAUCCGCCGCCUGGUGGAGGAAGACGAGGAUGAAGACGACGUGGAGAAGGUCAGCUGGAGCGGAGAGCCUGUCGGCAGUAUCUCCUGGUCGGUCAGAGAGACGGCGGCGUCCAAUCAGAGGACAGACAGAGAACCCGCCUUCCCCAAAAUCAACACCGACACGCCGACCCUCAGCAAGAGCAGCUCCGGGUACUCUCUGAGCGCUCUGUUCAAAGGAAAAACGAAAGGAGGAAACUUCUCGUCCUUCACUGACUCGCUCAGCGACUCGUCUGUCAGGCUUUACGCUCCAGAACUCCGAAAACCCAAAUCUGAAUACAAGGAUUAUGUCAGUGAUUGGUCGCCUGAGGAGACGGUCCAGAGAAUGCAGCAGGGAAAGGCUGUGUCUCUGGAGAAGUUUCGGUCUCUUCAGGACAAACUGCUGCUGCUCGAUCACGCCGUCAGCGCGCACGACGGAAACGUCAUCACUGCUGUUUUAAUUUAUUUAAAAAGGACUCUGAGUAAAGAUGUCUUGUUUCGGGAGCUGGAGUCCAGACAGACGGCUCUGAGACAUUUCAUCCACUAUCUGACUGAAACCCGAGACCAGAGGCUGCUGCUGGAGCUGCUCAGGGCUCUGGGCAGGACGGAGGACGUGGCGCUGCUGCAGUAUAAAGAACACCUGAGCAUCGCAGAUGAAAACAAGAGGCGGGACUUCCUAAAGAGCUGCGUCAGUCUUCCGUUUCCUGCAGAAGAUGCAGCUCACGUUCAGGAUCACUUCACUCUGCUGGAGAGGCAGAUCAUCAUCGAGGCAACCGACCGGCAGGCUGAGCGCGGAGGGAAGGUGGAAAUCUUCCACAAGUUUCCCAGAAGAGCUUCGAUCCUCAACAUGCCGCUGGUCACAACGCUGUACUACUGCUGCUUCUACCACGACACCGAGUCCGAGGGAACCUACAGCAGUCCGUUGAACAUCCGUCAGACCUUCAAGAUUUCGGAGAAGCAGUACUUUGUGACGGCGCUGGCGGCGCGGGCGAAACGGAGGGCGUGGUCGGACGUGGACGCUCUGUUCACCAGCAGGAACUGGCUCGGCUUCACCAGGAAGAAAUCGCCGCUCAGCUUCCAACGAGUCGUCGACAUCCUGCAGAAAAACUCCGCCCCCACGCAGGUGCUGCAGGAUUACGUGGCGCUGGUCGAUGAUGCGGAGCUGAGGAUCGGUUUGGCUCAGAAACAUAAAUGUCACGACAUCGUCAUCAGCACGUACCGGGACCUGAAGGACCGUCAGCUGUUGCUAGGAUACCGGGUGAAGGUGGAGAGAGGAUCCGCAGAGGAGAGGAAGAUCGACGAGCUGCUCAACAACACGCAAAUCCGGUGGAAGAACUGAGUCUCCGUCACCGCGACGACAGCCACGUCCAGUCGGCUCACAGCGGUCGCAGAGAGGUGCGCUUGGUUUGACUCCGCCCACAGAGCAGGUGGCGCUCGCCGAGUCAUCACCGAGUCAUCACCGAGUCAUCGCCGAGUCAUCACUUUAACAUUCCUCAAACAAGUUUUUAUAAAAAUAAAUGUAAAAAUAAUAAAAAUAUUAUUUAUGA
This is a messenger RNA of Siniperca chuatsi (mandarin fish), 1930 nucleotides long. It is a transcript of the gene vipas39, whose product is annotated as VPS33B interacting protein, apical-basolateral polarity regulator, spe-39 homolog. Gene Ontology annotation, biological process: vacuolar transport; intracellular protein transport. The record is from RefSeq and is a predicted model, not a curated record. Bases 247 to 1722 code for a protein of 491 amino acids. Gene Ontology annotation, cellular component: cytoplasm. Lineage: Eukaryota; Metazoa; Chordata; Actinopteri; Centrarchiformes; Sinipercidae. The transcript has 19 exons.